AUGGACCUCGAAAAUUUCAUCCAUGACAGUGUUGUGCCUGAUGUUAUUCCCAUAAAGCCGAAACAACUCAUACUAAUCACCUACCCAAGCGGAGUAAAGGUUCAACUUGGAAACGAACUGACUCCAACACAGGUAAAAGACAAGCCAACGGCCACAUGGGAUGCUGAGCCGAACACUCUCUAUACGCUAAUAUUUACAGAUCCCGAUGCCCCAUCUCGAAGAAAGGGCACACCCGGGAAGAUGUUCAAGCAUUGGAUGGUGGUGAAUAUUCCCGAAAAUUCUCUGCAAAUGGGCGACACAACAGCCGACUACAUUGGAGCUGGCCCACCCGAGGGAACUGGCCUUCAUCGCUAUUGCUUUCUGUUGUACAAGCAAUGCAAACGACUCGACUCGGGUCCAAUGGUGUCAUCUGAGUCGUCAAGUGGUCGAAUGAGAUGGGAACUCGCUCCUUUCGUUCAAGCCAAUCAUUUGACGCUCGUUGGGGGGAAUUUUUAUCAAGCUCAAUACGAUGAAUACGUGAUAACGAUGCAAAAGAAACUCUUCGGAGUCUUCUAUCCGAUAUUCGCCUGUUUGAAAGCGAUUGGAAUUGUGAAAUUGCUGACGACC
Molecule: messenger RNA, 606 nt
Organism: Mesorhabditis belari
Lineage: Eukaryota; Metazoa; Nematoda; Chromadorea; Rhabditida; Rhabditidae
Source: the annotation of a GenBank genome assembly